Messenger RNA from Gorilla gorilla gorilla (western lowland gorilla), 11715 nucleotides. It is a transcript of the gene AAK1, whose product is annotated as AP2 associated kinase 1. The record is from RefSeq and is a predicted model, not a curated record. Gene Ontology annotation, molecular function: protein serine/threonine kinase activity; AP-2 adaptor complex binding; ATP binding. The transcript is spliced from 22 exons. The coding region runs from base 370 to 4293 and encodes 1307 amino acids. Gene Ontology annotation, biological process: protein phosphorylation; regulation of clathrin-dependent endocytosis. Gene Ontology annotation, cellular component: presynapse. NCBI's taxonomy places the organism in Eukaryota, Metazoa, Chordata, Mammalia, Primates, Hominidae.
CUGGCGGGCGGGCGGGAGCCGAGCGCGACCCCGGCUCUCGCUGCAGCGCCGCCUCUUCUCUGCGUCGCAGGCCGGCCGGGCGGCCGUGACAAUGUCGCGGGGCUGGUAGCAGGGCGCCGGCCGCCGAGCCGUCUCAAGUUUAAACUUACACGAAUCGCUUUCUGGAGGAGGAGGGGACCCGCCGCGCGAUUGACACGCAUAUUCGUAUAGGCAUCCUCCCUCAGCCCCCACCCCCACGGCCGGAUUCGGGUGGCUCCUCUCCGAGGUGAAAUCCGAGAAGAAAUCCUUGGAUCUCUUUUCUUAAAAAAAAAAAAAAAAAAAAAAUCUAGAAACCAUCGGUAUUUUGCUUUGCUGCUCCCUGUUCGCAAGAUGAAGAAGUUUUUCGACUCCCGGCGAGAGCAGGGCGGCUCUGGCCUGGGCUCCGGCUCCAGCGGAGGAGGGGGCAGCACCUCGGGCCUGGGCAGUGGCUACAUCGGAAGAGUCUUUGGCAUCGGGCGACAGCAGGUCACAGUGGACGAGGUGUUGGCGGAAGGUGGAUUUGCUAUUGUAUUUCUGGUGAGGACAAGCAAUGGGAUGAAAUGUGCCUUGAAACGCAUGUUUGUCAACAAUGAGCAUGAUCUCCAGGUGUGCAAGAGAGAAAUCCAGAUAAUGAGGGACCUUUCAGGGCACAAGAAUAUUGUGGGUUACAUUGAUUCUAGUAUCAACAACGUGAGUAGCGGUGAUGUAUGGGAAGUGCUCAUUCUGAUGGACUUUUGUAGAGGUGGCCAGGUGGUAAACCUGAUGAACCAGCGCCUGCAAACAGGCUUUACAGAGAAUGAAGUGCUCCAGAUAUUUUGUGAUACCUGUGAAGCUGUUGCCCGCCUGCAUCAGUGCAAAACUCCUAUUAUCCACCGGGACCUGAAGGUUGAAAACAUCCUCUUGCAUGACCGAGGCCACUAUGUCCUGUGUGACUUUGGAAGCGCCACCAACAAAUUCCAGAAUCCACAAACUGAGGGAGUCAAUGCAGUAGAAGAUGAGAUUAAGAAAUACACAACGCUGUCCUAUCGAGCACCAGAAAUGGUCAACCUGUACAGUGGCAAAAUCAUCACUACGAAGGCAGACAUUUGGGCUCUUGGAUGUUUGUUGUAUAAAUUAUGCUACUUCACUUUGCCAUUUGGGGAAAGUCAGGUGGCAAUUUGUGAUGGAAACUUCACAAUUCCUGAUAAUUCUCGAUAUUCUCAAGAUAUGCACUGCCUAAUUAGGUAUAUGUUGGAACCAGACCCUGACAAAAGGCCGGAUAUUUACCAGGUGUCCUACUUCUCAUUUAAGCUACUCAAGAAAGAUUGCCCAAUUCCAAAUGUACAGAACUCUCCCAUUCCUGCAAAGCUUCCUGAACCAGUGAAAGCCAGUGAGGCAGCUGCAAAAAAGACACAGCCAAAGGCCAGACUGACAGAUCCCAUUCCCACCACAGAGACUUCAAUUGCACCCCGCCAGAGGCCUAAAGCUGGGCAGACUCAGCCGAACCCAGGAAUCCUUCCCAUCCAGCCAGCCCUGACACCCCGGAAGAGGGCCACUGUUCAGCCCCCACCUCAGGCUGCAGGAUCCAGCAAUCAGCCUGGCCUUUUAGCCAGUGUUCCCCAACCAAAACCCCAAGCCCCACCCAGCCAGCCUCUGCCACAAACUCAGGCCAAGCAGCCACAGGCUCCUCCCACUCCACAGCAGACGCCUUCUACUCAGGCCCAGGGUCUGCCCGCUCAGGCCCAGGCCACACCCCAGCACCAGCAGCAACUCUUCCUCAAGCAGCAACAGCAGCAACAACAGCCACCGCCGCCACAGCAGCAGCCAGCAGGCACGUUUUACCAGCAGCAGCAGCAGGCCCAGACUCAGCAGUUUCAGGCAGUACAUCCAGCAACCCAGCAACCAGCAAUUGCUCAGUUCCCUGUGGUGUCCCAAGGAGGCUCUCAACAGCAGCUAAUGCAGAAUUUCUACCAGCAGCAGCAGCAGCAACAACAACAACAGCAACAGCAACAGCUGGCCACAGCCCUGCAUCAACAACAGCUGAUGACUCAGCAGGCUGCCUUGCAGCAAAAGCCCACUGUGGCAGCAGGACAGCAGCCCCAGCCACAGCCAGCUGCAGCCCCACAGCCAGCCCCUGCCCAGGAGCCAGCGCAGAUUCAAGCCCCAGUAAGACAACAGCCAAAGGUUCAGACAACCCCACCUCCUGCCGUCCAGGGGCAGAAAGUUGGAUCUCUCACUCCACCCUCAUCCCCCAAAACCCAACGUGCUGGGCACAGGCGUAUUCUCAGUGACGUAACCCACAGUGCAGUCUUUGGGGUCCCUGCCAGCAAAUCAACCCAGCUGCUCCAGGCAGCUGCAGCUGAGGCCAGUCUCAAUAAGUCCAAGUCUGCAACCACCACUCCAUCAGGGUCUCCUCGGACCUCUCAGCAAAACGUUUAUAAUCCUUCAGAAGGGUCUACGUGGAAUCCCUUUGAUGACGAUAAUUUCUCCAAACUCACAGCUGAAGAACUGCUAAACAAGGACUUUGCCAAGCUGGGGGAAGGCAAACAUCCCGAGAAGCUUGGAGGCUCAGCUGAGAGUUUGAUCCCAGGCUUUCAAUCAACCCAAGGUGAUGCUUUUGCUACGACCUCAUUUUCUGCUGGAACUGCUGAAAAAAGGAAGGGUGGGCAGACUGUGGACUCUGGCCUCCCGCUUCUAAGCGUGUCUGAUCCUUUCAUUCCUCUUCAAGUACCUGAUGCACCAGAAAAACUAAUUGAGGGACUCAAAUCUCCUGACACUUCUCUUCUGCUCCCUGACCUCUUGCCUAUGACAGAUCCUUUUGGUAGCACUUCUGAUGCUGUAAUUGAAAAAGCUGAUGUUGCUGUUGAGAGUCUCAUACCAGGACUGGAGCCCCCAGUUCCCCAGCGCCUCCCAUCUCAGACGGAAUCUGUGACCUCGAAUCGCACAGAUUCUCUCACCGGGGAAGAUUCCCUGCUUGAUUGCUCUCUGCUCUCUAACCCUACUACUGACCUUCUGGAAGAGUUUGCCCCCACAGCAAUCUCUGCUCCAGUCCAUAAAGCUGCAGAAGAUAGUAAUCUCAUCUCAGGUUUUGAUGUCCCUGAGGGCUCGGACAAGGUGGCUGAAGAUGAGUUUGACCCUAUUCCUGUAUUGAUAACCAAAAACCCACAAGGUCUCCAGAGAGAGUCCAAUCCCUGUCCUGUAAUAACUGUAGAGCACUUUAAAGAAUCACUGGGCGUUAAAGGCCUUCCGCUGUAUCCAGACCCCUCCAGAGUACCUGGCACAAAGACUCAGAACAACUUAGAAUCUGACUACUUGGCCAGAGAUGGCCCUUCAAGCAACAGCUCAUUCCACAGCAGCGAAGAGGAAGGGACUGACCUUGAAGGAGACAUGCUGGACUGCAGUGGGUCUCGGCCUCUCCUUAUGGAGUCUGAAGAAGAAGAUGAGAGCUGCAGACCCCCCCCGGGGAAGCUGGGAGGAGCCGUUCCAUUCGCUCCACCAGAAGUCUCUCCUGAGCAAGCAAAGACAGUGCAAGGUGGAAGAAAGAACCAGUUUCAAGCCCUCACACAGCCAGCCACUGAUGGGCUCAGUGAGCCAGAUGUUUUUGCCAUAGCUCCCUUCAGGAGCUCAAGGGUUCCAAAUGAUGACAUGGACAUUUUCUCCAAAGCCCCAUUUGUCUCCAAGAGCAGUAUGGCUCCUUCCCAGCCAGAGGAGUCAGACGUGUUUUUGAGAGCUCCUUUCACUAAGAAGAAAAGCAUGGAGGAGUUAACAGUUAUCCAGAGCACCUCCCAGGAGCUGCCUGCACAGACCGGUCUCCUCAGUCAGACAGGUGAUGUCCCCCUGCCCGCGGGCCGUGAGAGAGCUGUGUACACCUCUGUCCAAGCUCAGUAUUCCACAGCUGGUUUUGUGCAACAGUCUAACCUCCUGUCCCAUUCUGUACAAGCAGCAGACCAUCUGGACAGCAUCUCUCCCAGGGGAUCCUGCCUGGAAUCUGGGGGUCAUUCUAAUGACAGAAACAAAGGACAUCAGCUCCAGAAAGAAGCUGUCUCAGGCCCCAUGGCUGGCAAACCAUUCCGCCCCCAGUCCUUAUCCAAGUAUUCCCGUCACUAUAGCCCAGAAGACGAGCCAAGUCCAGAAGCCCAGCCCAUUGCUGCCUACAAAAUUGUUUCACAAACCAACAAGCAGUCGAUAGCUGGGUCUGUUUCUAUCACAUCCGUUUCCUCCAGGACUACGGAGCUGCCAGCUGCUGAUCCAUUUGCUUUAGCACCCUUCCCUUCAAAAUCAGGCAAGAAACCCUAGGAGCAAAACCUGAGCCUCAAGCCUCUUGUCUCUAUCCCACCCUCAAUACCCGCCACGGCACUCCCAGCUGAGCCUUCUGAAGAAGAAAUAUUAUCAGUUCUUAUAUUUCAAUUCCCUGCGUCAGAGCAGAAUUAUCUUGAGUCAACAAACUCAGUUGCAGUGAUAUUUAGUUGAAGCCCCUUUAAGUUAUGUUCGUUUUUUUGUUGUUUGUUUGUUUGUUUGUUUAUAUUGAUUUCUGGACUUGGAGGCAUUUUCAUCUCCUUCACAGAGGUCAUCCACUUCCACCAAGAACUCUGCUUUCCCCCUGCCCCACCCACAGAAACUGUUUAAAUCCUGAAAUACUUCUUCACCCCAAACCCAAAGGGGCCCUAUUGUUGCUAGUUUUAAUUCCUGUAGCUCCUGUUCUAAGUCAUGCCCAUCGAAGAAUCAAGAUUAGUCCCUCCACUAAAUCAAGAUUUAGUACUCUUGAAAAGGGGAGAUGUCUGGAAAGAAGAGCAAGAUAAAAACCCUGCACAUCAACAGGAAGUAUAAUCCUGCAGUUACUAAUCAUUCCUGUAGAAGCAGCAGCUCUAGGAGUCUCCAGAUCUGUUUCUCAGUCUGUGUGCAAGCCAGGCUGGCUCUCGUGCAUGACUGUCUGCGGGUGUGGAAUGUACGUCAGAGCCUAUGUAGAGAUACAGGCAGAUGGGCUAACUCCUCAUGUCUAGUCAUGCUGGCAGGGCUUUCCCCACAUCCAUGCUUUUGAAAUUAGUGUGAGUGUACAGGUUUGUGUGUGCAUGUAUACAUGUGUGUGCACAGGAAGCAUUUCCACUUGAGGGAAAUCCUGCCCCAUCAUGCCUACCUCCACAGUGAAAUCACUCGUUUUUUGGUGUUUGCUCGCCUAACUGACUUGAACCCCAUUUUAUUUAUUUAGUUUUUUUCUCAUGGCAAAGUAGAAUACGUUGGAAGGUGUAGGGAAAUCCUGCUGGAAGUGAUGUUUCAGAGUAAAUUUUUUUUCUCUCCGGAAUUUCUUGUUUUGCUAUUAACAAAUUAUAUUUACCUGAUUAUGAAAAAUUAAUUUUCCUUAUACAUUUUCCCCUUACAACACUAGAAAAGAGCACCUUGUUACAGUUCCGGCCUCUGAGUAUGUGGGCUAAAUGCCAGCAUUAGGGAAUUCAUUAAUCAUGAGACUAGGCUACAAACUAGGCUUGCUUGUUUUGGGGUUGUUUUGUUGUUGUUGUUGUUGUUGUUGUUGUUGUUUCCAAAUCUCUACUGCCCUUUGAGGAAAUGUAAAUCUGAGACAUGGAAAUAAGUGUUUGGGAGAAUGGAAAAGAGCUGAAUCAGGUAGGCAUGAAAACUUUUACAUUCUCUAUCCUCUUUAGAUGUUGAAAUAGGCCAGACAGGUUAACUGAUGUUUUUUAAAGUUGUCUUUUAUUUCUGGAAAGAUCUGACUUAUUCCUAGCUUUUUUCAUACCCUUUAUUAUUAGUGCCUUAAAAUAAAGCUGGCCAGGUGCAGUGCCACACACCUGUAAUACCAGCAUUUUGGAAGGCUGAGGCGGGAGGAUCAGUUGAGCCCAGGAAGUUCAAGACCAACUCUGGCAACACAGCGAGACCCUGUCCCUUCAAAAAAUAAAUAAAUAAAUAGGCUGGGCAUGGUGGCUCACACCUGUAAUCCCAGCACUUUGGGAGGCCAAGGUGGGCAGAUCACAAGGUCAGGAGUUUGAGACCAGCCUGGCCAACAUGGUGAAACCCCAUCUCUACUAAAAAUACAAAAAAUUAGCUGGACAUGGUGGUGCACACCUGUAGUCCCAGCUACUCAGGAGGCCGAGGCAGGAGAAUCGCUUGAACCCCGGAGGCAGAGGUUGCAGUGAGCAGAGAUUGCGCCACUGCACUCCGGCCUGGGCGACAGAGCGAGUCUAAAAAAUAAAAUUAAAUAAAAUAAUGAAAAAAAUUAGCUGGGUAUGGUGACAUAUGCCUGUAGCUACUCAGGAGGCUGAGCUGGAAGGAUCACUUGAGCCCAGGAGUUUGAGGCUGCAGUGAGUUGUGAGUCCAGCCUGGGUGACAGAGUGAGACCCUGUCUCCAAAAAUAUAAUAAUAAAAAUAAAGCCUGUAUCUCAAUGGGAAGAUUUCUGCUAAGGCAGUUCAACUCACUGGAAAGAACUGCUGCGUUAGGUUUCAACUUUAAUGCUUUCUGUUACUUCUAGUAAAGGUUAAAUAGUAAAGAGCUAUUUACCAAACCAGAUCAAUGAUUUAAAAAUUAUUGGAAAUUCAUCUAAGAAUCAAGUCUGAAUGCCCAAUUCUAUUGCGGUUGAUUAGGUGUGAUAUUCUUUAAAGUUCAGGAAUAUUGGCAGUAGAAAAUGAGCAGCUACUUUUCAACACUUUGUCCUUUUUUGGUGGUCUCUGCCUAUUUCAAAUGUCCUGAUCAAAAGAUAAAUAAUUGGCACUGUGCCAAGGUUUGGUUUUCCAACUAAGGUCUCAAUUGUGCCAGAAACCUAUGUCCUUCACUUUGGUGGAUGCUAAAUGUUAUUCUAAGAAUAUGCUUUUUCCCAAUUCUCCUUUCUGAUUUUUAUGUAUUAGUGGAUGCAAAAUUGUCUUUCUAGUUGAAUGAAUAAUUUCGGCUAAUGCAUGUGGAACUUUGCACCCCAGAUUCUUCCCAUGGUCAUUAUCAAGUGAAGCCCUCAAAAACAUGAGCGAAGAGCCUAGAAAUAUUCAGGGAGAUUUCUCACCCCAACUCAGAAAUUUUUUUUUUUUUUCAAGACGGCGUCUUGCUCUGUCGCUCAGGCGGGAGUGCGAUGGCGUGAUCUUGGCUCACUGCAACCUCCAUUUUCCGAGUUCAAGCGAUUCUGCCUCAGCCUCCCGAGUAGCUGGGAUUACAGGCACACACCACCGCGCCUGGCUAAUUUUUGUAUUCUUAGUAGAGAUGGGGUUUCACCAUGUUGGCCAGGUUGGUCUUGAACUCUUGACCUUGUGAUCCACCCACCUUGGCUUCCCAAAGUGCUAGGAUUACAGGCGUGAGCCACCGCACCUGGCCCAGAAAUUCUUUUUUUUAAUUAUUAUUAUACUUAAAGUUUUAGGGUACAUGUGCACAAUGUGCAGGUUAGUUACAUAUGUAUACAUGUGCCAUGCUGGUGUGCUGCACCCAUUAACUCGCCAUUUAGCGUUAGGUAUAUCUCCCAAUGCUAUCCCGCCCCCCUCCCCCCACCCCACAACAGUCCCCAGAGUGUGAUGUUCCCCUUCCUGUGUCCAUGUGUUCUCUUUGUUCAGUUCCCACCUAUGAGUGAGAACAUGCGGUGUUUGGUUCAGAAAUUCUUAAAGUAAGAGAUCAUUCUAAUUCCCCUUUCCAAAUAUUCAGGAUUAUCUCUGUAACAGCCCAGCAAAAUGUUUUUCCUUUGGUUAUUUGAUAAUUCCCUUCUAAUCAAGUGACUAUUUUAAUUCUCAAGGUGCAAAUCAGAAUAAAAUCAUGGUGAUUUUACUACCUAGUUGAAUACUUCGUCAAGCAUGAGCUUGUAUCCUUUUUAAAUUUUUCACUGGAGGCCGGGCGCGGUGGCUCACACUUGUAAUCCCAGCACUUUGGGAGGCUGAGGUGGGUGGAUCACUUGAGGUUAGGAGUUUGAGACGAGCCUGGCCAACAUGGUGAAACCCUGUCUCUACUAAAAAUACAAAAAGUAGCUGGGCGUGAUGGCACGCACCUGUAGUCCCAGUUACUAGGGAGGCUGAGGCAGAAUUGCUUGACCCAGGGAGGCAGACUUUGCAGUGAGCCAAGAUUGUGUCAUUGCACUCCAGCCUGGGCGAGAAGAGCAAAACUCCGCCUCAAAAAAAAAAAAAAAAAAAAAAAUUGUCACUGGAGACAUGAUGGGUGGAGACUCUACAUACCUUCUUUGAAUACAGAAACAGAUGCAAACACAUGCGAAUUACUUUUUUUUUUUUUUUUUGGUGAUGCAUGAAAAAACUUUGACUUGUGGAUUACAUUAAUUAUUAGUAACAGUUAGAUUCUGCCUACUUGUAUUACAGUAGGGUCUUAUUUCCUUAAAGAGAAAAGAAAUACAGUCAUGCCCCGCUUAAUGAUGAGGGAGACGAGACAUUCAGAGAAAUGCAUCCUUAGGUGAUUUUGUCAUUGUGUGAACAUCACAGAGUGUACUUAACACAAACCUAGAUGGCACGGCCUACUACCUACCUAGGCUAUAUGGUCCAGCCUGUUGCUCCUGGGCUACAAACCUGUACAGCAUGUUACUGUACUGAAUACUGUAGGCAGUUGUAACACAAUUGUAAGUAUUUCUGUAUCCAAACAUUUUAGACAUAGAAAAGGUACAGUAAAAAUAUGGUAUAAUCUUAUGGGACCAUCAUGGUAUAUGUGGUCCAUCACUGAUGGAAUUGUUUUUAUGCAGCACAUGACUGUAUAUAAUCAACAAACAACUCUACUUUCUUGUUUUCGUUUGUUGUGUUUUUGCUUUACAUAUUUGAUAGGGAACAUAGAAGUGACCUUUCAUUUCAGUGGAAAGCAUUGAGCCAGAAUAUAUUUAUUCAUAAACCAUCGAGCCACACAUGCAUUGAUGAACCCUGAAAGAAUCCACAGUAAUUGACUAACAGGCAGUAUUGAAUGAAAGAUGUCAUAUGUGGUGAAAAAUAUUUAAUGUAUCAGUUUCUUGGGCUCACAUACAGCCCUUUAGUUCCAAGUGCUUGGUUAGAUUAGAAAAUGGGAUGAACACAAUUUGAUGCUGAAGCAGCUGCUGAGCAGCACCCAGGGAGUCUAGGUCAUACGCCCUAUAUUGUUUUCGGCCCACUUAUUAUUGAGUUGAAAAGUCUCAUAUUUGUAGACUAGAGUGUAUGUGUUUACAGGCCCAUGUUGUAUCUGAGUUUUCUCUGGCAACUAAGAUCUCUUUCUAAACGUUCUAGAAAGAUACUGGUAUCUUACUGGCCCAUUAUUUAUUUAGUAAGUUUUAGAAUACAUAUACAUCAGUGUUUUCAACUACUUGGUGGACAUUUCACUGAUGCAUAAUGAAAGUAGCAGAUUAUAAUCAUCAGAGUGAUCUGACAAGGAAAUUCUGUAUUUGCUUCCAUAAAGAAAAAUAAUCAAAACAUAUAUCAGAUAUAAUAUAUAUGCAGUAUAUCACAUAGGAAAUUUUAUUGUAGGAAAUUAGAGAAGGAUGCUACUCAAUUCAUUCUCUAGCAGGAAGAAUACAGCUUAAAAAUCACUUGGGUCCCUUUAAUAAAGAAAAGUGUGAUUCUGUGUUGUGUGUUUGGAACUGAAAUUGGAGAACACGUACCAGUCAACUGUGAAAUGGUUGCUGGAUAAAACCACAGAUGUGGUUUUAUCCGAGAAAUGUGGGACUGAAAUUAUUUUGAUGAGAGGUACAUAAGAGAGCUGCAGAAAAGACUGUAGCUUCUGAGGAGGCAGGAGUACCUUGUUAAUAUCCAAACCACCCCUGAGUUCUAAUGUUCCAACUCCACCUAAACGAGGAAUUGGAAACUUUAAAUGGAAUUAUCUAAUUUAAAUUCUUAGUUUUUUCUUUGUCUUUCUCAGCUGAUACUUGUAGUUUUGUUUUGUUUUUUAACCACCAAGAACACUUGCAAGUUUCUUACUGAAAACAUCACUAAAGGAAAAGAAGAGUUUCAAAAUGCUUGAAAAGAAAAAGUAGUAUGUGGUUGGGAAUUGUUUUUGUUCAAGUCCCUGGAAGUCCUCUUGGCUUAGCUCCCUUGUUCCUGUUCCCACUUCAUUUCCUUACUUAACAUUCCCCUAUUUUGAGCAUGUCAAUAAGUGCAUGAUGAAUGGCACAGUUGAAUAAUCAUGUUAACUUUAAUUGCUUCCUUUGUUGCUGUAAACAGUUUCUUGUUAAGUUUCAGCCAAGUCUGUGACAAUCUCACCAAAUAAGAAUGAAAUGGGCGGGGUGUGGUGGCUCACACUUGGAAUCCCAGCACUCUGGGAGGCUGAGGUGGGCAGAUCACUUGAGCUCAUGAGUUUAAGACCAACCUGGGCAACAUGGCAAAACCUUGUCUCUACAAAAAAUACAAAAAUUAGCCAGGCAUGGUGGUGCACACCUGUAGUCCCAGCUACUUGGGAGGCUUAGGUGUGAGGAUGGCUUGAGCACGGGAGGCAGAGGUUGCACUAAGCCAAGAUCGUGUCACUGCACUCCAGCCCAGGCAAUAGAGCCAGACCCUGUCUCAAAAAAACAAAACAAACAAACAAAACAUGAAUGAAUGAAAUGGCUCACCUUCCCUAUUAUGAACUUGAAGGAAGGUUGGCAGGACCCCAGCCUUACUCUGUAGUGACAACCCAGAGGUACCUUUCCCAGAAUGCAGGGUCAAGUUUAUGUGUGAAGGGACUCUAGAAUAGCUGGUAAAAAUGGCUACAUGUUAACCAUUCUUGACUUAGUCCAGUAUUCCCAUAAUUUGUAAUUCCAUAAAUUUAUUCUCAGCUGUCUCCCAGCCAUUUCUAAUAGAAGGAUGUGUACCCCAGUUUUGACAAUGUUCUUGAAAUCAAGUUAGUGUUACCUGCAUUGCAUUAUAAUGGAACUAUAUGUACAUGUUAAAGGGAUCCGUUUGAUUCCUUUUGGCAAGGAAUUGCAAAAAUAGUUUUUACCAAUACCAGUUAAAAUAGGAUAGGUUAGACUUUGGGGGCAGGGUGAGACAGUGCAGCCUUUUCACUCUGAAAUGGCAAAUCAGCUGUACUCUUUUGAGUCUACCAGAGAUUCCUAUUUGAGUGUGAAUGGGGUGUGUGUGUCUGUGUGUCUGUGUGUGUGCUCAUUCAUCUUCAUGCUUUCUUCCAUGGUGUUAAUUCAGGCUCUCCUAAUAAAGGUAUCCAAAGAGUACUGAGAAGUGACCAUAGGUAUUUGGCAUGAGUAAAUGUAGUUCCUUUUGCCAGAAACUCUCAAAAGUUACAACUGGAGUUCUUCGCGAUAAAAGGUUGGGGAAAUCGGCCAUGGCUUUAGCCUUGUUCCCAAGUACACAUCUUCUUAUCCACAAGGAUGAAACUCUGUAGGGCUCACCCUGAGGGCUCAUGUGUGGCAUUGAGAGGGUAGCAGUGACCAGAACACCACAAGGCCCACAAGAUGUUUUGAAUGAGGGAACAUUUAAUGUCAUUUGUUAGGAGAUAGAAACCAAAUAAUAAAGGACAAGGACCACGCUCAUUCCGUGGAGAAGAGGUGAACUCCCUCUGCUGACUAUUUGGAAUGGACUGAAUGAGGAGGUCUCCCCAGCCAGAAGGAGUAUUGAGGUCAUCAGGCCUCAGAAAACAAUGUACACAUAAUCUCGGGCUGUGAACAAGAGAAAGGAGGGGGGGAAACAUGAAAGUCAAUCUUAACAAUUUUUGCAAUACCUCUUAUUUGCAGACCAUUGGAUUUAUGUUAUUGCACUCUCGGUGUGAUUUAUCAUAUGUAUCUGAUAGGUUUUAUGAAUUGUUUUGAGUUGUAAACUCCUAUACCCUUUAUUAAAAUGGACCUAAUUAAGUGA